GAAAAAAGUGCGAAAAAAGUGAAGAUCUUUAACGAGCUUUUCCUCGUAAUGUAUGUAUACCUAUUCUUUGGGAUAUAAUACAUUUGAAAUCACGAUUUCUGUGGAGAAAAAUAUCGGCACUGAUCAGAGGCAGAGCAAUACAGCUCGGAUAAUAGCCAUUUUUACCUGUUCGACUAGCUUGCAGAUGUUCAACCACUUAUACAUGCAAAGGCUCUCUCAAUUAAAAAUAGUUCGACGGUGAAAGUGAAUUGAUUAUUAUUGAAGGAAGUAAUUAAAAUGCAUGUCCCGUACGUAUUCUUCUCUCAUGUACAUUAAGUUUAUCACUCUACCUCAUCAUAAACGUCUCAAAAUGUUCAUAACUAGUUAUAUCUGUAUAUGUGUUAAAAUUAACCUCAAAAUGUAUAAAACAAAUUAAUGUAUGUAUAUUAUGUGUAAAAUCUUACUUAUGGAUUGGUGUCGACAAUAUUUAUAAGGCAUUAAAGAAACACAGAGUUUCAAAGAAAGCAGAGUAAAAUCAUUUUUGGAAGGAAGAAGAAGAUAGAUAUGGAUAUUGAGAACUUGUUUCAAAACUCUUCUUCGGGGUCAAGAAGACAAGAUAAUGAAGACGAAGAAGCUCUAAGAUGGGCAGCCAUUGAAAAGCUUCCCACCUAUAAUCGCUUGAGAACAAGUAUAUUGGCUUCUGUUGUCCAAAACGAUAAUAAUGAUCUUCAUCAUGCGACCAACAACGUAGUCCAGAAAGAAGUUGAUGUCCGGAAGCUUAAUCCAAACGACAGACAAAAGUUCAUGGACACCACUUUCAAGGUCCUCGAUGAAGAUAAUGAGAGAUUCUUGAAAAAAUUGAGACAACGCAUUGAAAGGGUUCAAAUUCAAAUUCCAAAGGUUGAAGUACGAUUCGAACAAUUAAGAAUAGAAGCAAAUUGUUAUGUUGGCCAUAGAGCCCUUCCCACUCUUCUAAAUGCUUCAAGAAAUAUUGCUGAAUCAGCUCUUGGUUUGUGUGGCAUCACAUUGGCUAAGACAACAAACCUUACAAUACUCAGAAAUGUUUCUGGGAUCAUAAAGCCAUCCAGAAUGACCCUUUUGUUAGGUCCUCCAUCAUCAGGGAAGACCACCCUUUUGUUGGCUCUAGCAGGAAAGUUAGACUCAAAUCUUCAAGUUCAAGGACAAGUGAGUUACAAUGGUUAUAGGGUUGAUGAGUUUGUGGCUAGGAAAACUUCGGCAUACAUUAGCCAAAAUGAUGUUCAUCUAGGAGAUCUAACUGUCAAAGAAACUCUUGAUUACUCAGCAAGAUUCCAAGGAAUCGGUCAUCGCUUUGAUUUGUUAAGUGAGCUUACUAGGAAAGAGAAAAAUACUGGACUCUUGCCAGAUGCAGAAGUAGAUCUUUUCAUGAAGGCAACAGCAGUAGAGGGAGCCAAGAGCAGUCUAAAAACUGAUUACAUUCUCAAGCUGUUGGGACUCGAUAUAUGCAAGGACACAUUGGUUGGGGAUGAAAUGAAGAGAGGGAUUUCGGGUGGACAAAGGAAACGAGUUACAACAGGGGAGAUGAUUGUUGGACCUUCAAGAACUCUGUUCAUGGAUGAGAUCUCAACUGGUUUAGAUAGCUCCACAACAUUUCAAAUUGUCAAGUGUUUGAACCAGAUUGUCCACCUCACUGAGGCCACCAUUUUAAUGUCCCUCUUGCAGCCUGAUCCUGAGACGUUUGAUCUUUUCGACGACAUCAUUCUCUUGUCUGAGGGUCAGAUCGUCUAUCAAGGCCCUAGAGACCACGUUCUCGAGUUCUUUGAGAGUUGUGGAUUCAAAUGCCCUGAAAGAAAAGGCACUGCCGAUUACCUUCAAGAGGUUACAUCAAGGAAAGAUCAAGAGCAAUAUUGGUCACAAAUGGACAAGCCUUAUAGAUACAUAUCAGUGACAGAAUUCGCAAACAGAUUUAAGGCAUUCCAUGUUGGUCUUCAGCUUGAGAAUGAGUUGUUAGUCCCCUACAAUAAGUCACAGAGCCAUAAAGCUGCACUAGCAUUCUCAAAAUAUUCAAUUUCCAAAAUGCAGCUUCUCAAGGUCUCCAUGGACAGGGAGUGGCUCUUAAUCAAGCGAACUAUGCCUGUUUACAUCUUCAAAACUGUUCAAAUCAUCAUUGUUGCCAUCAUUGCCUCGACAGUGUUCUUAAAGUCUACACUACAUAUUUCAUACGAAGACGGCUCCCUAUACAUCGGGGCAAUCAUAUUCGCCAUGAUAGUCAACAUGUUCAAUGGUUUUGCUGAGUUAUCCAUGGCCAUCAUGAGACUGCCUGUGUUUUACAAGCAGAGGGAUCUCCUUUUCUAUCCUGCUUGGGCCUUCACCAUACCGAAUUUCCUGCUUCGAGUUCCUAUCUCAAUAUUUGAGUCUUUGGCUUGGACAGCAGUGACAUAUUACACCAUAGGCUACGCACCAGAAGCAAGCAGGUUUGCCAAGCAGCUAUUGGUAAUUUUUCUGAUACAGCAAAUGGCUGCUGGGCUAUUUAGGCUUAUGGCUGGAUUGUGCAGAACCAUGAUUGUUGCUCACACUGGGGGUGCACUUUCUCUGCUAAUAUUGUUUUUACUUGGGGGUUUCAUUCUUCCAAAAGGACGAAUUCCUGUAUGGUGGUCAUGGGGACACUGGCUUUCACCUCUUUCUUACGGUUUCAAAGCCUUAACUAUCAAUGAGAUGCUUUCUCCAAGAUGGAUGCAUAAACUGGCACCAGGGAACAUUACAAAGUUGGGUGUAGAAGUACUAGAGAAUUUUGAUGUCCCUCAUGAACAAUAUUGGUAUUGGAUUGGUGUUGCUGCUCUUUUGGGGUUCACUAUUCUCUUUAAUGUUUUGUUUACCUUUUCACUUAUGUACCUAAAUGCUUUUGGGAAACCACAGGCAAUCAUAUCCGAAGAUGAUACCAAUAAGGAAGCUAACCAAGUGAAGUCUCAAAUGAAAGAAAUGCAACUCCUAGAUGGGAAAAGAGGAAUGGUUCUUCCAUUUAAACCAUUAUCAAUGUCAUUUGACAGCAUAAACUACUAUGUGGAUAUGCCCCCAGAAAUGAAGGAACAUGGUGUGACAGAGAACAAGCUACAGUUGUUGAGAGAAGUCACUGGAACAUUUAGGCCUGGAGUCUUGACUGCUUUUAUGGGAGUUAGUGGAGCAGGGAAGACAACACUCAUGGAUGUUCUAGCUGGAAGAAAAACUGGAGGAUAUAUUGAAGGAGAUAUAAGAAUCUCAGGCUUUCUUAAGAAACAAGAAACUUUUGCAAGAAUUUCUGGUUAUUGUGAACAAACUGAUAUUCAUUCCCCACAAGUGACAGUCAAGGAGUCCUUAAUUUACUCUGCCUUCCUAAGACUUCCUCAAGAAGUCAAUGACAAGCAAAAAAUGGCGUUUGUGGAAGAAGUGAUUGAACUUGUGGAACUUAACAAUCUCAAGGAUGCCAUAGUUGGGCUUCCAGGAAUCACUGGUUUGUCCACUGAACAGAGGAAGAGACUAACAAUAGCAGUGGAGCUUGUAGCUAAUCCUUCAAUCAUAUUCAUGGAUGAGCCAACUUCAGGCUUGGAUGCUAGAGCAGCCGCCAUUGUAAUGAGGACAGUGAGAAAUACUGUGGACACAGGAAGAACCGUUGUUUGCACCAUUCAUCAGCCUAGCAUUGAUAUCUUUGAAGCCUUUGAUGAGCUUCUACUUAUGAAGAGAGGAGGACAAGUCAUCUAUUCAGGUCCAUUAGGCCAGAACUCUCAAAAAGUUGUUGAAUAUUUUCAAGAAAUUCCAGGACUGAUUAAAAUUAGAGACAAACAAAAUCCAGCAGCCUGGAUGCUUGAAGUAAGCUCAGAAGCAUCUGAAGUUAGGCUUGGUAUUGAUUUUGCUGAGCACUUCAAGUCAUCAUCUUUGUACCAGCAAACCAAGAGUCUAGUCAAAAACUUGAGUUGUCCAGGUGAAGGAGCUACAGAUCUCCAUUUCCCAACUCAGUACUCCCAAUCCACAUGGGGACAGUUCAAAUCUUGCUUAUGGAAGCAAUGGUGGACUUACUGGAGGAGCCCUAACUAUAAUUUGGUUCGAUACUUUUUCACCUUUGUUGCUGCUCUAGUGCUUGGUUCAAUCUUCUGGCAAGUUGGAACCAAAAGGGAGGACACGACAGAUUUGACCAUGAUGAUUGGAGCCAUGUAUGUAGCCGUGUUGUUUGUUGGGAUCAAUAAUUGCUCAACUGUGCAACCUGUUGUGGCUAUUGAGAGAACAGUUUUCUACCGAGAAAGAGCUGCUGGGAUGUACUCAGCUCUCCCCUAUGCCCUGGCCCAGGUGAUUGUUGAGAUACCAUACAUAUUUGUUCAAACUACAUAUUAUUCUGUUAUAGUGUAUGCAAUGGUGAGCUUCCAAUGGUCACUACCAAAGUUCCUCUGGUUCUUCUUCAUCUCUUUCUUCUCCUUUCUCUACUUCACCUACUAUGGAAUGAUGACCGUAUCAAUCACACCAAAUCACGAAGUCGCCGCCAUUUUUGCAUCAGCAUUUUAUGCAUUCUUCACUUUAUUUUCAGGCUUCUUCAUUCCCAAAUCAAUGAUUCCCAAGUGGUGGAGAUGGUAUUACUACAUUUGCCCCUUGGCAUGGACAGUAUAUGGAUUGAUUGUGACACAAUAUGGGGACAUAGAAGAGACUAUAAAGGUAGCAGGGACCACACCCGACCCGACUGUCAAAUGGUAUGUUGAAAAUCAUUUCGGGUAUGACCCGAAUUUUAUGGGGCCCACAGCGGCUAUUUUGGUUGCUUUCGGUGCCUUUUUCGCCCUCAUGUUUGCGGUAUGCAUCACCAAGUUGAACUUCCAAAACAGGUAGAUAGAACUAAUUUGCCUUGCCCCACCAUUACCAUAGUUUUUUUUGUUUUUUUAGUAUCUCAUAGGAAAGAAGUGGUGUAAUUGGAUUUUGUUUCAAUAGUAUAUAACAUUCUUUAAAAAAAAAUCCGGAUAUUACAAUAAUCGCGGGUGGACGAGUUUUAGAUUUAAAUUAGCUGUUGGCUCAAAAAAAAAAGAAAAACUAUUAUAAUAUUGGAUAUUUUUGAGCUUUUAUUUUUGGUAUGUAAAUGUAUAUUUUUAUCAGAAAUUUGUUAAAUAAAUAUUUUUUAUGGAUCUUAUUAA
This is a messenger RNA of Cannabis sativa, 5102 nucleotides long. Its product is annotated as ABC transporter G family member 36-like. The record is from RefSeq and is a predicted model, not a curated record. Gene Ontology annotation, molecular function: ABC-type transporter activity; ATP hydrolysis activity; ATP binding. The transcript has 21 exons. Gene Ontology annotation, cellular component: membrane. NCBI's taxonomy places the organism in Eukaryota, Viridiplantae, Streptophyta, Magnoliopsida, Rosales, Cannabaceae. Bases 544 to 4803 code for a protein of 1419 amino acids.